This is a messenger RNA of Lodderomyces parapsilosis, 1125 nucleotides long. RefSeq lists its product as uncharacterized. Lineage: Eukaryota; Fungi; Ascomycota; Pichiomycetes; Serinales; Debaryomycetaceae. The record is from RefSeq and is a predicted model, not a curated record. Bases 1 to 1125 code for a protein of 374 amino acids. The transcript has a single exon.
AUGGUGAUAGAUGACAAGCGACCAGCAACUGCACUUCACCGUGUUCUCGAAAAGGUUGUUUCUAUAUCCGGAUUUGGAGCAUCUGCUAGUACACAACUGCACAAUGACAACACCGUCACCGAUGAUCAUUCAGCAAAGCUCUCAAGAUCAUCGGCACACAAGAUACAUCAGAAAUUAAGUAAGCUCAUAAAGUUUAACGUAAAGACAAAGAAGUUGGAGCAAGAAAUUCUAGGUGACACCAAUCUUUGGGCUGAUUCGAUCCCUACGCAAGAAUGUUCACUGAUUAUUAAAGAUUUCAAUUUUAUCUUUUCAGCCCAGACUUGUGCAAGUGCUCAAUUGAAUGAAAAAUUAGAGAAAAUAAAGUUGAGUUUAUCCUUUGUUAAUGAGCGUGAAAAGAAACAGAAGGAGUUGCUCUACUCAAAAAUCAAAUUGGAGAAGCAGUUGAAAGAGAAUAAGGCCAGAGUCGGACCUAAAGCCUCGUCAACAGUAUUGAUUCUUGAAAAAUUGGAGGAGGUGGAUUGCAGCUUACAAGUAGUUGAACAGCAAUUUGUGCGGUCAAUCUCCAAUGACUUGAAAGAAAGCAUUAUUGAUUACAUAUACACAUUGCAUUCUACAUCACGUAAAUUGAAUGAUGUAUGCGAGGAUUUUAUUGAGUGUAUGAACUCUUUGGAACAGGGCCAGUCCAUGAAUGGGAUAGAACAAGGCAAUAUAACCAAUGGGUUGAACCAUUUGUUGAGAGAUGGCGAACUUGGGAAAUCAUCACCAACGAGAUUAGCAAAAUUGGCAUUAAAGAGAAAAUCUGCUCACUACCAACAACCUUAUAGUGACAAUGAUCAAAUCAAGUUGAAAAAUUACGAUAUGCCUACACCGCAAUCGUCGUGCGCUGCUGAAUGCAAAAAAGUACCAUGUAUACAUAUCGAUCAAGAAAACAAUACUCAGCCACUAAAGUCCACUAACAACAUUGUCCCAGCUCCAUCACUCCCUUCACAAGAGCAAAUCCCCACUACCAAACGUAUAUAUUCCAAGAUCUACCCACCUCAAGCACAAACAGAUUUGCCUUUCGGAGAUGUGUUCCGCAAUGAUCCCCUUAGGGACAAUUCAAUUCUUGAUGACCAUUGGAGUUGA